GAUGACCAAGGCCCGAUGGAGAUUCGGUGCACAGAAGAGGGUCCUGGACCUGGGAUCUUCAGAAGAGAGUUGGGAGAACAGCAGCAACCCACCUCUCAGUCCCAGCGCUGGUGCUGCCUGCAACGUGGCUGUGCGAUACUGGGAGCCCUGGGGCUCCUGGCUGGGGCAGGUGUUGGUUCGUGGCUCCUAGUAUUGUAUCUAUGGCCGGCCACCUCUCCACCCCUCUCCGGGACAUUGCAGGAGGAGGAGAUGACUCUGAGCUGCCCAGGAGUCACCAAUGAGGAAGAGUUUCUUCCAUCUCUUCCUAAAACAGUAUCUUUCAGAUUAAAUGGCGAGGAUCUCCUGCUUGAAGUGCAAGUAAGAGCUCGGUCAGACUGGCUCCUGGUCUGCCACGGGGGCUGGAACCCCACCCUGGGGAUACACAUCUGCCAGAGUCUUGGGCACCUCAGGCUCACUCAGCACAAGGCAGUGAAUCUGUCUGACAUCAAGCUCAACAGGUCUCAGGAGUUUGCCCAGCUCUCUUCUGGCCUGGAAGGCCACCUAGAGGAGGCAUGGCAGCCCAGCACUAACUGUCCUUCUGGCCGAAUUGUUUCUCUCAAAUGCUCUGAGUGUGGGGCAAGGCCUCUGGCUUCUCGAAUAGUCGGCGGUCAAGCUGUAGCUUCUGGGCGCUGGCCAUGGCAAGCUAGUGUGAUGCUUGGCUCCCGGCACACGUGUGGGGGCUCUGUGUUGGCACCCCACUGGGUAGUGACCGCUGCCCACUGCAUACACAGUUUUAGGCUGUCCCGCCUAUCCAGCUGGCGGGUUCACGCAGGGCUGGUCAGCCACAGUGCUGUCCGUCAACACCAGGGAGCUACGGUGGAGAAGAUCAUUCCCCACCCUUCGUACAGCGCCCAGAACCAUGACUAUGACGUUGCUCUCCUGCAGCUCCGGACGCCACUCAACUUCUCAGACACCGUGGGCGCCGUGUGCUUGCCGGCCAAGGAGCAGCAGUUUCCAAGAGGGUUGCAGUGCUGGGUGUCUGGCUGGGGCCACACCGACCCCAGCCACACUCAUAGCUCAGACACGCUGCAGGACACAGUGGCACCCCUGCUCAGCACCCACCUCUGCAACAGCUCAUGCAUGUACAGUGGGGCGCUCACACAUCGCAUGCUGUGUGCCGGCUACCUGGACGGAAGGGCAGACGCAUGCCAGGGGGACAGCGGGGGACCCCUGGUGUGUCCCAGUGGUGACACGUGGCACCUCGUAGGGGUGGUCAGCUGGGGUCGAGGCUGUGCAGAACCCAAUCACCCAGGUGUCUAUGCCAAAGUAGCAGAGUUCCUGGACUGGAUCCAUGACACUGUGCAGGUCCGCUAGCUGCAGGAGAAGCAGCUGCCGCCUCUGCUCCAGAACUGUGGAUCUAUGCAUGGAUCACUUCAGACCAAGAGGCAGCAACUGGGUCACAGGGCCUCUCCCAUAAGAUUUUGCUUCCAGUUCUUCUUC
Messenger RNA from Acomys russatus (golden spiny mouse), 1479 nucleotides. RefSeq names its product transmembrane serine protease 5 (gene Tmprss5). Lineage: Eukaryota; Metazoa; Chordata; Mammalia; Rodentia; Muridae. The coding region runs from base 16 to 1353 and encodes 445 amino acids. Gene Ontology annotation, cellular component: plasma membrane. Gene Ontology annotation, biological process: proteolysis. The transcript is spliced from 12 exons. Gene Ontology annotation, molecular function: serine-type endopeptidase activity. The record is from RefSeq and is a predicted model, not a curated record.